This is a messenger RNA of Charadrius vociferus (killdeer), 1048 nucleotides long. RefSeq names its product osteoglycin (gene OGN). The record is from RefSeq and is a predicted model, not a curated record. Bases 84 to 965 code for a protein of 293 amino acids. Lineage: Eukaryota; Metazoa; Chordata; Aves; Charadriiformes; Charadriidae. Gene Ontology annotation, molecular function: protein binding. The transcript has 6 exons.
UCAAAGAAAGUAUUCUCCAUAGUCAACACAUGAGCAGAUCUGUACCAGCUCAGUGAAAGCCAGAUACAUUGUUCCGUGCAAGAAUGAAGACUUUGCAGACUACUUUUUUUUUGUUUGUGUUUGUACCUUUGGUAAAUUCAGCACCACCUAUACAGCAAGAAUCACUCCAGUUUUAUGAGUAUGAUACAGAUGUUACCAUGGGAAGCCUGAUCCAACAAGAUUAUGAAAUGCAAUCCAAGGAUAUAAGAAAGGAUGGAACAAAUGUUUCUCUUGACACUUCCCUAAGACUGCAAGGGGAUGACAGCGAACGCAAUGUACCACCAACAAAGGAUACAAAUUUACCUACUUGCCUGCUCUGUGUGUGUUUAAGCGGAUCAGUGUACUGUGAGGAAAUAGACAUUGAAGCUGUACCCCCACUGCCAAAGGAAACAGCGUAUCUUUAUGCACGAUUUAACAAAAUAAAAAGGAUAGCAGUCUCAGAUUUUGCUGACAUUACCACCUUGAGAAGAAUUGAUUUUAGCGGAAACAGGAUAGAAGAAAUAGAAGAUGGAGCCUUUUCAAAGCUUCUGUUAUUGGAAGAACUUUCUCUUGCUGAAAAUCGACUUCUAAAACUUCCUGUUCUACCUCCCAAACUAACAACAUUUAAUGCAAAUCAAAAUAGAAUCAAGAGCAGAGGAAUCAAAGCAAAUGCUUUCAAGAAGUUGACAAAUUUGGCCUACCUCUACUUAGGACAUAACGCACUGGAAUCUGUUCCCCUUAACUUACCGGAAAGUCUGCGUAUUCUUCACCUUCAGUACAACAAUAUUACUACAAUCACCGAUGACACAUUCUGCAAAUCUAAUAACACACGUUACAUCCGCACACAAAUGGAUGAGAUAAGGAUGGAAGGCAAUCCAAUCCUCUUGGCAAAGCACGUUAAUGCUUUUUCCUGCUUGAGAACACUGCCUGUAGGAACAUACUACUAGCCACUGCUUACGUAAUUAUACAUGCCAAAACUUUAACGUGGUAACAAAAGAUCAUUCUUUUUCCUCUGCUUACAUGUUUAUAU